AUGUCGGUGCUCAGGUCAGCUCUCCGCCCCCUCGCCAGGACCAUUGCCACUCGCGCAUACGCCACCGAGGCGCGCUCGCGCGUCGUCGACGGCUUUGUCGGCGCGGUCGGCAACACUCCCCUUAUCCGCCUGAACAAGGUGUCUGAGGAGACUGGCGCCAACAUUCUCGCCAAGGCCGAGUUCAUGUCGCCCGGCGGUUCGAUCAAGGACCGUGCGGCGCUCUACCUCGUCAAGGACGCCGAGGAGCGUGGCCAGCUGCGUGCCGGCGGAACCGUCGUCGAGGGCACUGCGGGCAACACUGGUAUUGGUCUCGCGCACGUCUGCCGUGCCCGUGGCUACAAGUGUGUCAUUUACAUGCCCGACACUCAGUCGCAGGAGAAGAUCGACCUUCUCCGCAUGCUCGGCGCCGACGUCCGUCCCGUCCCUGCUGUUGCGUUUGACAACGAGAUGAACUACAACCACCAGGCCCGCCGUUACGCCGAGUCGCUCGACAACGCCGUCUGGACCAACCAGUUUGACAACACUGCCAACCGUAACGCGCACAUUGUCUCGACCGGCCCCGAGAUCUGGGAGCAGACCGGCGGCAAGCUCGACGCGUUCGUCUGUGCCACCGGUACCGGCGGCACCCUCGCCGGCAUCACCCGCUACCUCGUCGAGAAGUCCGAGGGCCGCGUCGAGUCGUACCUCGCCGACCCCCCCGGAUCGGUGCUGUACAACCUCGUCGAGAACGGCAAGCUCGCCCGUGAGGGCAACGGCUCCAUCACCGAGGGUAUCGGACAGGGCCGCGUCACCGAGAACCUCAAGCCCGACCUUGAGCUCCUCUCGGGCGCCGUCUACGUUCCCGACGCCGAGUCGAUCAAGAUGAUCUACCGCCUCCUCGACGAGGAGGGUCUUUACGUUGGCGCCUCAUCCGCCCUCAACGUCUGGGCUGCCACCGAGGUCGCCAGGAAGAAGGGCAAGGGCUCCACCGUCGUCACUGUCAUCGCCGAUGGUGCUUACCGCUACCAGGCGCGUCUCUUCUCGCGUGUGUGGCUCGAGUCGAAGAACCUCAUCCAGUACAUCCCCGAGCACCUCCAGAAGUACAUUGUCCUUCCUUAA
Apiotrichum porosum is the source of this 1098-nucleotide messenger RNA. RefSeq lists its product as uncharacterized. Gene Ontology annotation, cellular component: cytoplasm. Gene Ontology annotation, molecular function: cysteine synthase activity; pyridoxal phosphate binding. The record is from RefSeq and is a predicted model, not a curated record. Bases 1 to 1098 code for a protein of 365 amino acids. The transcript is spliced from 2 exons. NCBI's taxonomy places the organism in Eukaryota, Fungi, Basidiomycota, Tremellomycetes, Trichosporonales, Trichosporonaceae.